Nannospalax galili (Upper Galilee mountains blind mole rat) is the source of this 618-nucleotide messenger RNA. RefSeq names its product interleukin 17C (gene Il17c). The transcript is spliced from 3 exons. Lineage: Eukaryota; Metazoa; Chordata; Mammalia; Rodentia; Spalacidae. Gene Ontology annotation, biological process: inflammatory response. The record is from RefSeq and is a predicted model, not a curated record. Gene Ontology annotation, cellular component: extracellular region. Bases 1 to 618 code for a protein of 205 amino acids. Gene Ontology annotation, molecular function: cytokine activity.
AUGACCACCGUCACUGACACCAUGAUGCUCCUCCAUGGCAUCCUGCUCCUAGGAUGGCUGUCUCUUGCCAUAGCCCACCAAACCUCCCCAUUCAGGGGGACACCCCGCAGCCAUGGGGCUCCACGUUGUUACUCUGCUGAGGAACUGCCCCAUGGCCAGGCCCCCCCACACCUGCUAGCUCGAAGUGCCAGGUGGGAGCAGGCCCUCCCAGUGGCUCUGGUGUCCAGCCUGGAAGCCAUGGCCCACAGGAGGCAGCAUGAAGGAGCCCUGGCUGGAACACAGUGCCCUGUGCUGCGGCCAGAGGAGGUGCUGGAGGCUGACACCCACCAGCGUUCCAUCUCACCCUGGAGAUACCGCAUUGACACGGACGAGAACCGCUACCCACAGAAGCUGGCGGUCGCUGAGUGCCUGUGCCGGGGCUGCAUCAAUGCCAAGACGGGCCGUGAGACAGCGGCACUGAAUUCUGUGCACCUACUGCAGAGCCUGCUGGUGCUGCAGAGACGGCCCUGCUCCAGAGACGGUGCAGUGGCCCCCACACCAGGGGCCUUCACCUUCCACGCUGAGUUCAUUCGAGUGCCCGUGGGUUGCACCUGUGUCCUUCCCAGGUCUGUACAGUGA